This is a messenger RNA of Agrilus planipennis (emerald ash borer), 1113 nucleotides long. Its product is annotated as tetraspanin-9-like. Lineage: Eukaryota; Metazoa; Arthropoda; Insecta; Coleoptera; Buprestidae. The transcript is spliced from 6 exons. The coding region runs from base 299 to 1003 and encodes 234 amino acids. Gene Ontology annotation, cellular component: membrane. The record is from RefSeq and is a predicted model, not a curated record.
UUUAUUUUCAUAAAGAGCGAUCAUUAUACCAGUAAAUACAGUCAGUUAUAUUUAAAAGUGAUACUCUAUAUUGGAUUUAACUUUUAUGAAAAUGUUUUGAACUGUCAAAUGUAUUGUGCAAUUUAGUUCUUUUAAUAUUUACAGCGGAAAAAGAGUGAAAUUAUUAUUGUAAAUAAUGUAUCUGCUAACAUAAUAAUAGAGGCUGAUUAAAAAGAAAACAAUUUACAUUCUUAAUCUGCAAAAAUUAUUGAAAAUCUUAAUUUUCCAUCAAGAGAUUUGUUUCCCGACCAUUUCUACAAUGUGCAGUUGUUCCAAAAGAGACCUCAAAAUUAGUUUCUAUUUUUUCAACACACUUCUUGGGAUUUCUGGGUUAGCCCUCUUCGCCAUGUGUGUUCAUAGAAUGAUUGUCAUCCCCAAAAUAUCUGCGAUUACACAAGGCGCGGUUGGCAAAAUUGAGUUGACGCUAGUAAUAUCUAUAAUUACUGCAUUAACGAUUAUCCCCUUGUCAUUCAGUGCAAGCUUUGGAAUAAAAAAGGAGAUAACAGUAAUAUUAGUUGGGUACAGUUUGACACUGAUCGUCCUUUUCAUCAUCCAUGUGAUGUUCGCCGCUGUAUUAUUCGUGAAAUACACAGAUCAUGAUGAACACGGAUCACUCAAGAGUCAAAUGCGAGAAGGACUGCUUCAAAGCUUAUCUCUGUAUGAACCAUCACGGAAUGGACAGUUAUUUGAUUUAAUUCACAAACAGUAUGAAUGCUGCGGUGUUUACGGACCUCUCGACUGGGGGACACUUUUGGGUAAGGAUGCAACUCCAAAAUCUUGUUGUAGCGGUAUCACCAAUGGCGUGUGUUCCAUAUCAAAUGCUUACAAAACAGGAUGUCUUGAAGUCAUAUUCAACGACCAACAAAAACACGGUUGGGCGUUUGGCUACACUUUUAUUAUAUUGUUUCUUCACGAGAUUGUUGUAAGUGCUUUGUGCUUAUCGUUGCUGUCCUCAAUAAUGUAAAUUUAAGACAUACCCUCAAAAAAAUACCGAAAAAUUAAUUAUUAAAUUUUAUAUACCUAUUAUAUUAGUCUCAUAAAUGUUACUAAAAUUUAAUAUGUCCUUAAUUUAUA